Molecule: messenger RNA, 462 nt
Organism: Adineta ricciae
Lineage: Eukaryota; Metazoa; Rotifera; Eurotatoria; Adinetida; Adinetidae
Source: the annotation of a GenBank genome assembly
AUGUGUGGAAUCAGAACUAAUAAACUACCUGUUGCACCAUAUUCAAUUGGCUUUGUCUAUAUUCUUCCAAAAAGUAUUGCAAUCAUAAUCUAUGCUAUUGUUUUUCAUCAAGUCCGUCUAUCAUCGAAGCGAGUGAAAUCGAGAAACGUGACAAAUAUCACCACAGCUUGUAUUACAUUAACAUUUGUCAAAAAGAAUUUGAUCGUCAUGCGGAACAUGUUGGUUAUUCUAAACAUUCUUGUUUGUGGCGGAGCACCGUAUUUGAUAUUGAUGCUCUGGGAUUUCAUUCCCAAUGGGAAUCCACCAAAGGAACUCUAUUUUAUAUCAGUAAAUUCCUUAGUAUCAGCAACGGCAAUGAUGGCAAUUGUUACUUUUUUCAAAGAUAAAAGACUUCGAAAUCGAGCGUAUGCUUGGUUUGUGCAAUCGAACUCCAAUGCUAGAAGUUUAUCUGUAUUUGAAUGA